This is a messenger RNA of Enterobius vermicularis (human pinworm), 1416 nucleotides long. Lineage: Eukaryota; Metazoa; Nematoda; Chromadorea; Rhabditida; Oxyuridae. The record is from the annotation of a GenBank genome assembly.
AUGCUCGCUGGCCGAAAUAGCUUAUCUUCUGUAAUGAACCGUGGAGAAAACGAAGUAAAAGAUGGCGUUACCAGGUACCCGAACUUGUUAUCGCAGUUUGUUCUGGUUACUUUAGGAACAGUCGAUGUUGAUUCUUCAAUGCGUCCGCGUAGUAUAAUUAGCCUUGCCGUAAAUGUUCUUUGUGAAAAAACACGCAUUGCACCAACAGUAUUGAUGAGGGUUUUUUAUGAUCAGAUUACUGUAAAUACUUCAAAGGACACCGUUAGUACCCGGUUUGACGCUGACGAUAUAGAAGUCGCUGUUCUUUAUCCUGAUAACCAUCAACUCUUUGCUGAUCGUCGUUGUCACGUAUUUGGUGUUUAUGAACAGCUGAUAUUUCACAGCGUUCAUACAAAAUACACUGCAGCUUAUGGGAUUAACUGCACAUGCCCGCAAGGAAGUGGUGGGAAUUAUAGAAGCUUCUGUAACGAAUUCCCGCAUUCUUCGCGUCCAGUGCUACAAUAUAUCCGCUUCAUGCGAACUUCGCCAGUGUGCCCGAACACUUCUGCUGUACUCAUUCUCUGCAAAGUACCACUGAAGAAAGAGGACACUCAGUUCGAAGUUAGCCUUAUCUGACAUUCAUUAAGGACCAUAACAGCUUCGACAAAUCCAAAACCCAUCGCCACUCCCACUGGACAAGCAAAAGAAGCAACUUCAACAAAUGAGUGUCGUAACCACCAGCGGAAUUUUUCACCUGCCAGUAAACGUAAAGUUGGGGUUUACAUCGUUAUAAUAAUUCAAUCUCUACUUCCAAAUUUUUUAAUUAUAAUUUUACUGGAAGGUUUUAUUGGACGGCAUUUGAGUUUUAAAUUACAAGGGAGGAAACUCAGCGAGGAAUCGCAUAUUAGGGGACGAUUUGCCGCGCUGGUUAAAUACCCCUCACGGAAAAACACGAACACAAGAGAAGUCCGUGAUCUUCGUAAAGGAUAUUUUCUUAGUGAUAACGGACUCCCAAGUAAAAAGCAGCCUCCGCCAGCUUUUGAAGACGUCUUCAAUGAUUCAAACCUUAGAGACUCGUUUCGGUGUUAUCUUGAAACUGAGCUCUCAACAGAAAAUCUCGAUUUCUAUGUCAUGGCAGAUCGGUUCAUCAAAUUGUCUGAUAAUCCUGCCGACAAAAUAAAACUUGCUCGUGAUAUAUACGGCAAAUUUUUUGCAUUGGACAGCGACCAGCCAUUAAAUGUUGAUAGCGAAACAAUCAAAUCAAUUCGGAAAUCCUUCUUGUCUAACAAGAUUUCUAGUGACAUGUAUAGUUCUGCGCAGAAACAAAUCUUGUCGCUCUUAAAAUAUGACUGUUGGCCACGCUACCUCAAAAACUUAACAGUCUCAUCAGAAGCCGUUAAAUCUGUUUUAACAUCAGAUCUUGGCAAAAAAUUGUAA